Molecule: messenger RNA, 5741 nt
Organism: Galeopterus variegatus (Sunda flying lemur)
Lineage: Eukaryota; Metazoa; Chordata; Mammalia; Dermoptera; Cynocephalidae
Product: leucine-rich repeat-containing protein 9-like
Exons: 30
Coding region: 36-4262 (1408 amino acids)
Molecular function (GO): protein binding
Source: RefSeq, a predicted model, not a curated record
AGAUAUAUUGGUAUGAUCAUUUUUUUUAAUGGAAGAUGAUUGAAAGUGGAAACCUAAACCAGGAAGAAACAAUUAAAGAACUGUGUUUGUGCAAUGGUUUAUCUUAUGAGAAGGUUGGACAAGAAGGAUCAGAUACUUCAAAACUGGAGAUGUUCUUCUCAGGGUAUCCCCAUAUAGUUGGAUUAUCAUUAUUUCCUAACUUAACAAGUCUUACAAUUGUUGCUCAAGAUAUAAAAGAAAUUUCAGGGUUAGAGACUUGUUUACAACUUAAAGAACUUUGGAUUGCUGAGUGUUGCAUAGAGAAAAUUGGAGGUCUUCAAGAAUGUAGAAAUUUGGAAAAACUAUAUUUAUAUUAUAAUAAAAUAUCCAAAAUAGAAAACUUAGAGAAAUUAAUUAAAUUGGAAGUUCUUUGGCUGAACCAUAAUACAAUUAAAAGUAUUGAGGGCUUGCAAACUUUGAAGAAUUUAAGUGAUCUCAACCUUGCUGGAAAUUUCAUAAGCACCAUUGGUCGAUGUCUUGACCCCAAUGAACAACUGGAAAAAUUAAACCUUUCUGGUAAUCAAAUAUGUUCCUUCAAGGAACUCACUAACUUAACCAGGCUGCGUUGCUUAAAGGAUUUAUGUCUGAAUGAUCCUCAAUAUAAAAGCAAUCCAGUCUGUCUGCUGUGUAAUUAUUCUACACAUAUGUUGUAUCACUUGCCAUGCCUUCAAAGACUUGACACAUUUGAUGUGUCAGCAAAGCAAAUCAAGGAACUGGCAGAUACCACAGCAAUGAAAAAAAUAAUGUAUUACAAUAUGCGUAUAAAAACUGUUCAGAGGCAUCUUAAUGAAGAUCUUGAAAAACUGAAUGAUCGAAAGUGCAAAUUACAAAAGUUGCCAGAAGAACGGAUAAAAUUAUUGAGCUUUGUGAAAAAAAAUUUGGAACAAGAACUGGCUGAACUCAAGGGUUCCAGCAAAGGGCACAAUGAUAGAUCCAAUAAUAAUAAAGUAACUGAGCUUGAAAAAUCAAAGAAUUGUGAAACUGUCACAGAAGAACCAAGUCUUCAACAAAUGAUACAGGCCAAAAUAAAUGCCUUGAAUGAAAGGGUAACAUUCUGGAACAAAAAACUAGAUGAAAUUGAAGCAAUUUAUCGUAUUGAAGUAAAGCAAAAGAAGAAAAGUCAUGGCUUAUUGAUCCCAUUUUUGUUAAUUGAGUUGGAGACUGUGGGAAAUAUCCAUUUUGAAGAAGGCACUCGAUCUGAUGACUGGUUUAAUUCCUGCAAUGAAUUAAUCCUAUCACGUUUUUGUACAUGGGACUUCAGAAAGUAUGGUAUUACAGGAGUAAAAGUAAAACGUGUCAUUAAAGUCAACAAUCGUAUACUGAGACUAAAAUUUGAAGAGAAAUUUCAAAAGUCUUUGGACAAUGAAGAUAUGCAUGAUUCAGAGAGCUAUCGAAAGAUGCUGGAAUGCCUUUUUUAUGUUUUUGAUCCCGAAGUUACAGUGAAGAAAAAGCAUCUGCUACAAAUACUUGAAAAAGGAUUCAAAGAGAGUGAAACAAGCAAGCUGCCUCUCAAAAAAGAAGCCGUUGUUCUUGCUAAUAACCUCAGUAUAUGUGAGUGUCCCAGAAUUGAAUUUCUACAGCAAAAGUACAAGGAUGAGAAGAAAAACUCUCUUGAGCAUGAGCUCUUCAGACAUGGCAUCCUACUCAUUACAAAGGUUUUCCUUGGCCAGAGUGUUCAGGCUUGUGAACAAGAAUCCAUCAAUCAAGCCAACUAUCCAAUGGUUAAUUCAGUGUUCAUUCCUCGGAAAUAUUUAUUAAAUUCCAUCCUGGGACAAAGAAACUGUGAUUGUGGCUUUCGGCAGUGCAAGUGGUUUGUCUUUGAUCAUGACCUUGUUUUGCCAGAAUACAUUGUUGAAUUUGAAUACAUUACAGUGGUCAAGCCUCAGUCUUUAUUUUCUUCAUUCAACAACAUUAUUGUAGAAGAAAGCAAAAAAAUUUCAGAAGGAUCAUUAUUGUCCCAAGAUUUGAAAUUUGAUGAUGAAGUUAUGAAAAUGGAGCCCAGGAUUAAGCCCCGACCAAAACUUAUUAGUUUGGAUGAUAAAACAAUACUUUCCAUUGCCAAGACUAGCAUUUAUAGUCAUAUUGUGAGUCUGAAUCUGCAUGGAAACAGCUUGAGUAAAUUGAGAGAUCUCUCCAAGUUAACAGGACUUCGAAAACUGAAUAUUAGCUUUAAUGAAUUUACUUGUUUAGAUGAUAUAUACCACUUGCCAGCCACAUUGAGGCUGAGUGUUAUUGGCCGAUUAAAGACUCUUACUCAGUUAAAUGGACUCCUCAUUUCUGAAGAAGAAGCAACAGCAGCUAUGAAAUUUAUUACUGGAGCAAAGAUUACUCAGUUAUCUCUCUUACGACGUUCUAGCACUGAGGAGGAGAGACCACGGAUACUUAGUAUAUGGCCUUCUGCCAAAAUUCUGACACAGAUUUCAAAGUUAGGACCACAUUUACAUCCGAGUGGAAACUGGUACUUGAAGAUAACUGCCUUAAAUUUAGAUGGGCAACAUCUCUUUGAAAUCACAAAUUUAGAAAAAUUGGAAAAUUUGAAAUGGGCAUCAUUCAGCAAUAAUAAUCUCACGAAAAUAGAAGGAUUAGAAUCCUGUAUUAACUUGGAGGAGCUAAUAUUAGAUGGAAACUGCAUCUCAAAGAUAGAAGGCAUUUCCAAGCUGACUAAAUUAACCCGCCUCAGCAUAAAUAAUAAUCUUCUCACUGGUUUGGAAAAGCAUACUUUUGAUAACAUGCUUCAUCUUCACUCCCUUUCUCUUGGGAACAACAAAAUCACUUCAUUGAUUGGUUUACAAAAAACUUUUACUCUAAUUGAAUUAUACAUAAGCAAUAACUAUAUUACUGUCAAUCAGGAGAUCUACAAUUUAAAGGGUUUAUGCAACUUGGUCAUUCUAGACACAUAUGGAAACAUUAUUAUAUGGAAUCAAGAAAACUAUCGGUUGUUUGUAAUAUUUCAUCUUCCGGAACUGAAAGCUUUGGAUGGAGUCUCAAUUGAACCACCGGAGACUGAGAGUGCAAAAGAUUUAUUUGGUGGCCGACUUACUUCUGACAUGAUUGCAGAACGACAGGGACAUUCAAAUUUCACCCAAAUGGAAGAACUAAAUUGGACUUCAUCAUCCAUCAGAACUGUAGAUUUGAUUCCAGUUGACCGAUUUAGAAAUGUGUGUAAUGUGAAUCUACAGAACAAUAAUCUUACCUCAUUCAGUGGAUUAAUCUAUCUGCCUAAUGUUAAGGUCUUAUGUCUCAACAAUAAUCAUAUUGAAUCAAUCAUGCCCAGACUAAAACCUCAGACUCACUUAACUAACAGGCAACUACUCUACCAGAAAGUGCCUUCAAGUGGCUAUGGACAGCAAGGAACUUCACAAAAAAACAGAGAUACAAUGAGCAGUGAAAAUUUACCUCCAGUGAUGCUCAGUUUAGAAGUUCUUCAUUUGGGCUACAAUGGAAUUUGUAAUUUAAUCCAGCUACAACUUAACAGGCUAAGAAAUUUAAAAUUUCUCUUUCUGCAGGGGAAUGAAAUUAGUCAAGUUGAAGGGCUUGACAAUUUAGUAGUCCUUCAAGAAUUGGUAGUGGACCAUAACCGCAUCAGAGCAUUUCAUGACAGUGCUUUUGCCAAACCAAGUUCUCUGUUGGCACUUCACCUGGAGGAAAACAGAGUGCGAAAACUGAGCAAAUUACAACCUUUGGUAAAACUAGAGAAACUCUUCCUAGGAUAUAAUAAAAUACAGGAUAUUGCUGAACUGGAAAAACUUGAUGUUAUCUCUUCUCUCAGAGAGCUUACAGUGUAUGGCAAUCCAAUUUGUAGAAAAAUGCUACAUCGCCACGUGCUCAUAUUUCGACUGCCUAAUUUACAGAUGUUAGAUGGAAUUCCUGUGAAUUCAGAUGAUAGGGCAAAAGCUGAACUUCACUUCUCUGAACUACAAGCAAAGAAAAAUUUGUCUAUUCCUGUUACCAACUCUCUUAUGGAUGGUGGAUCAUCUGGCCAAGUGAAAGCUCCUCCCAUAAAGAUAACAAAUGUAAUUCUUCCUGGUGGAUUUAGCCAUUACUUGGCAUCUGACUUCACUUUAACUCCUGAAGUUGAAGAAUUCCUGGGAGCAACUUUCCAAGAUCAAAUCGAAUGUAACUGCCUAAGGAGAAAUGAGAGAAAUAACCUAAGAAACCUAUUUCUGUUUAGCAGUUGUGUAAAAACUAGCAGACAGUGGUCAGUAAACAAAAAAAUAAGAUAAUCAUGUUACUUAUGUUACUAAAGCACUUCAGUUCCAUAUGAAGAUAAUCUAUCUUUAUACUUGAUGAAUUUGAUUUAAUAUCACCUCUCUUAAACUUUCUUUAUGGCUAUCUUAAAUAUUUGUUUGAUUUUCUAUAUUAUAAAAAUCAUGACGUAUUAUUUCAUACAACAAUUUGAAAAGGCAAAAGUGACAUGAAAGAAAGUCAGAGAAUCAAAUGCUUAGUUCUGGUAUUGGAAGCAAUUAGUCAUAAAAUCUCAUUAUGACCUGUCAUAUGAAGAUAUUAAGGUAAUUUUAGGAACUAAGCAUAUUUUUAUUUUUUUCAUUUGGGGUUACAUAAAAUUAAAGCAUACAUUUCUUACCAAAUAGAACUACUACUGAAGCAAGAUGAGUUUUGCAGUUAAACUACAGAUUAGUUUUUAGGACUAUACUUAAAAAAAUACCUUCAAACCAGGUCUGCCCUCAAAAUUGUUCAGAAAUGCAAAUUGUAGGCAUCAAGAGUAGUUCCUAAAUGUGGCUAACUGUGUAUGCAGCUAGUCAUUCAUGCUCUAAGAGAAAAGAGUCCCACUUUAUAUGUAAAUCAUUAAUUGUGCCUGAAGUAAUAUAAUUUUACAAGCAAUUUUAGGCUAAAAAGAAAACAUGUUCAAACUGAGUGAGUGGACACAUUUAAAAUUUUGACCUUUAAUAAUUACAUUUCACUGGAAAUAAUUUUUCUAAACUAUUAAAUCACAUAGUACUUGGACAUAUCACAAAGUAAUCAAAUGUGGAUUUGAAUUUGCUUCUUUAUUUGUUGAAUACAGUUGUUUAAAUUGAUUACUAAAUUAUCAAUCAUAUUUUGAUAUAAGCUCUAUGAUUCAUGAAUUGUUCUAUUUAAAAUUUUAAGGUAUUGGCUCAACACUGCAUGUAGUUUUCAUAUGAUUUUAUAUGUUCCUUACAUGAAAAUAAGUUAUUUUUACCCAAAUACUUAUGUUUUAUAAUCUAUCUGGAAAUAGUUUGAAAGGUAUUUUGGAAACAGUAUAAUUUCAAUGUAUAUGCAACAAUUUUGUAUUUUUUCUUCUUUAAAUACUAUAUGUUUGUAAUUUAAUCAUGUAAUAUUUAAAAUUUCAAACCUAAUUACAGAUUGAUUUUGCACUUCUUAUGUGUGGUUUUUGAGCAACUAUUACACUUAGGUGGAGGUUUGAAAAACAACUAUGCAGUUCUUAAGAUGUCCAGAAGAUGUCUUUGUUGCCCUUUAGUUUUGACAGUUGAUUUCUUUUUUUUUUUAAUUUAAUUUUAUUUUGUCAAUAUACAAUGUGGUUGAUUAUUGUGGCCCAGGACAGUUGAUUUCUUUAUAGUGUGGUGACAGUCUGCUCAUCACUAUUUAUUACUAAAUUGGUAUUAUCUGCUUUUUCUUUUAUGAUAUGUAUAAAUCAAAUGCUGAAUAUGUUACUUUAGUAAUAAAAAGUAUCUUUAAAAAUAAUAAACCAAGUGUGAAAAAUAAAA